Messenger RNA from Sorex fumeus (smoky shrew), 1464 nucleotides. It is a transcript of the gene PDGFRL, whose product is annotated as platelet derived growth factor receptor like. The coding region runs from base 47 to 1168 and encodes 373 amino acids. The transcript is spliced from 6 exons. The record is from RefSeq and is a predicted model, not a curated record. NCBI's taxonomy places the organism in Eukaryota, Metazoa, Chordata, Mammalia, Eulipotyphla, Soricidae.
UGGCUCCGGGGUCCCGGCCCCUGCGCCCCCAGCCCUCGCCCUGAGGAUGAAGCUCUGGAUGCUGCUGGCGCUGCUGCUGCUGCACCACGCGCUGCAGGACGUUUCUGGUCAACAUGCUCCCAAGAAUAAGCGUCCAAAGGAGCCAGGAGAGAACAGAGUCAAGCCAGCUGGCAAAAAGGUGAAACCCAAAAUUCUGAAGAUGAAGGACAGAGACUCCAUCGAUUCAAAACCGUCAUCUAUAAUGACACAAAUGAUGGACGAAGGGCGCUUCCAGAAGCCAGCAGCUACCCUGAGUCUGAGGGCAGGGCAGACCCUGGAGCUCCGGUGUCGAGGGAGUAAGAUUGAAUGGAGUUAUCCCGCCUACUUUGAUAGCUUUAAGGACUCCCGCCUCAGUGUGAAGCAGCACGCACGCUAUGGCCAGCUGAUCCUGGUCAACUCCACCUCGGCUGACACAGGCGAGUUCAGCUGCUGGGGGCAGCUCUGUGAUGGCUACAUCUGCAGGCGGGAUGAGGCCAAGACGGGCUCCACCUACAUAUUUUUUACAGAGAAAGGGGAACUCUUUGUGCCAUCUCCCAGUUACUUUGAUGUUGUGUACCUGAACCCUGACAGACAAGCUGUGGUUCCUUGUCGAGUUACUGUAUUAUCAGCCAAAGUCACUCUCCACAGGGAGUUUCCAGCCAAGGAAAUCCCAGCCAACGGCACAGACAUCAUGUAUGACGUGAGGAGAGGUUUUGUGUAUCUGCAGCCUCAUUCUGACCAGCAAGGGGUUGUCUACUGCAAGGCUGAGGCUGGGGGCAAGUCUCAGAUCUCUGUCAAGUACCAUCUGCUCUACGUAGAAGUCCCCAGUGGCCCUCCAUCCACCACCAUCUCAGCAUCCUCAAACAAAGUGAAAGGUGGGGACGACAUCAGCAUCCUCUGCACUGUCCUAGGAGAGCCUGACGUGGAGGUGGAGUUCAGGUGGAUCUACCCGGGGCAGAAGGACGAGAGGCCUGUGACUAUCCGCGACACAUGGAGGCUGAUCCACAGGGGGCUCACACACACCACCCGGAUGUCCCAGAGUGUCCUCACAGUGGAGGACUUUGAGACCAUUGACAUGGGAUAUUACAUUUGCACGGCUCAGAACCCCCAAGGACAGACUACAGUAGCCACCACUGUUGAGUUUUCCUGACAUGGAAAAUGAAGCAUAAUGGACUGAUAGAAAGCCUGUGGAUGCAGACGACCAGCUUCGGGGCGCUUUUGAUUUGCGCUGCCAGAGGCCAAUGGAAGGAGCCAAACUCCAGCCCCUGCCUUGUGAGUCAGACCCAGAUAUCUGCCAAGAAGGAAGUCCUAUGGUCUAAUCAUAGAAGUGCUAACUCUCCCAACAGAAAACAUGUACUCUUACCGCUUACCUUCCAUGUGUGUGCUUGUAGUUCUCAUACAAAGAACGUAUGUAUGUAAACAACUUUAUAUAAUCAUUUCUAUUAA